CAACUGGGCAAGAUUGUAGAGGAUCCAUCUUCUUCGUUAGACGAUGGCACUAAUGAUUAUAAAGUUCCAACUGCAGGAGCAGGAGCAACAGCUACAGCAGGAAAGCGAAUGGUUCGCUUACUCCACCGUCCAUGGGCUAAAACGGAUCCAAAAGGAGGCUUCAAUGGAUCAGGAACUACAGGAGAGCUGAAAGUUUUGAAAGUCGAG
Amoebophrya sp. A25 is the source of this 207-nucleotide messenger RNA. The record is from the annotation of a GenBank genome assembly. Lineage: Eukaryota; Dinophyceae; Syndiniales; Amoebophryaceae.